AUGUCAGAGAGAAAGGUCAUAAACAAGUACUAUCCGCCGAAUUAUAACCCGCUUGAGGCGGAAGAGGCGGCCCGUAAACUAUCAAAGAAGCUAAAAACCAUGAACAAAGACUCGGUAACUAUUCGGCUCAUGACGCCAUUCAGCAUGCGAUGCUUGAAGUGUUCCGAAUUCAUUCCUAAGAGUAGGAAGUUCAAUGGAAAGAAAGAGUUGCUGGCAGAACGAUAUUUGGAAACGAUCAAACAAUACCGGCUUAGUAUCAAAUGCCCUAGAUGCAACAAUAUGAUCUCGUUUCGUACCGAUCCAAAGAGUGGUGACUAUGUCAUGGAGGUUGGUGGUGUCAAAAAUUUCGUAACCGAGAGCACAAAGUUCGAAUCCGGUAAGAAUGAGACGUUAGACGAGACACUUCAACGACUAGAAAGGCAGCAGCAGCAGGAGAAUGAUGAGGUUAAAAAAGACCCACGAGAAGACAAGCUUGAACAAAUCGAAAAGCGUCUAGCCAAGAUGCAGCAAGAGCAAGAAGACUACGAGAAUCUCGAGUCACUGCGAAGAGGAAAUAUAGCUAAAAUGAAACGAGCCGCGGCACUUCGGGAAAAUCUGCGUCUUGCGGACGAGGAAAAAAACACUGGCGAUGCAAAAAGGGCUGAAGAGGCCUUUCAGAAGUAUCGAGACGCCUCGGCCGUGGGAUUCAACGUCCUAGAACCAUCUCAACCGGAAGCGUCAGCCCCUCUCGCGGCAACUACCAUACCUCAGAAGAUAAGAAUGAAAAAGAAAACGAAAUCGAACUCUUUGGGAAUUGUGCGAAAGAACAAGAGCUAG
Molecule: messenger RNA, 816 nt
Organism: Lachancea nothofagi CBS 11611
Lineage: Eukaryota; Fungi; Ascomycota; Saccharomycetes; Saccharomycetales; Saccharomycetaceae
Source: the annotation of a GenBank genome assembly